AUGGGAAAGCAAUCCAACACUGCUGCAUCUCCUGGAAUAAAGAGAGGUCAAUGGACUCCUGAGGAAGACGAGAAGCUCUUCUCUUUCGUUCAGAAACAUGGCCAUGGAAGCUGGCGUUCCUUGCCCCGGAAAGCUGGUCUCCAAAGAUGUGGAAAGAGCUGCAGGCUACGAUGGAAAAACUACCUAAACCCUGAUAUUAAGAGAGGAAAUUUCAGUUUGCAGGAAGACCAGACCAUCAUUCAACUUCAUGCACUUCUGGGCAACAGGUGGUCGGCCAUAGCUGCACAGUUACCAAAGAGAACAGACAAUGAAGUAAAGAACUACUGGAAUACACAUUUGAAGAAGAGGUUAGCCAAGAAAGGGUUUGAUCCUGUAACCCACAAACCCAAGACCGCCAUCCUUGCCUCUGCUAAGGGCGGCGACCCGAAAAACCUCUCAAACCUCAGUCACAUAGCUCAGUGGGAAACCGCUCGGCUUCAAGCAGAAGCUAGGUUUGCCAGACAGUCAAAGCUACUCAUCAAUAAUGACCAAGCUCCUGUAUCUGACAUGAACGAAAGAGCACGCGAAAUCCUGCUACUGUUAAAGUCAGCAUUAGCUGCAGGCAGCGGUGGUGGUAUUUGUAGUGCCAUCCAAGUUGGGCAGGAGAUUGAUUCAUUUGGUAAUGUUGACGUUGAGGGUUUGCUUAGUAACUAUGAUCAGUUUAUGGCUCCGACAACCAGUACGUCAGUUCUGGAUUUUAGUGAAGUUUUUGGGGAUUAUGGUACUCAUAAUGAAUAUGGUGAACUAUUGGAGGCAUUAAUACUCCAGCACAAUCAUAACAGUGCUGGAUUUGAGGUUGGGGAUGCACGGAGUUUGGAACAGUAUAUGUGA
Molecule: messenger RNA, 870 nt
Organism: Fragaria vesca subsp. vesca
Lineage: Eukaryota; Viridiplantae; Streptophyta; Magnoliopsida; Rosales; Rosaceae
Product: transcription factor MYB32-like
Exons: 3
Coding region: 1-870 (289 amino acids)
Source: RefSeq, a predicted model, not a curated record